Lizanozyma spartinae is the source of this 837-nucleotide messenger RNA. RefSeq lists its product as uncharacterized. Gene Ontology annotation, molecular function: 3'-5'-RNA exonuclease activity. Bases 1 to 837 code for a protein of 278 amino acids. The transcript has a single exon. Lineage: Eukaryota; Fungi; Ascomycota; Pichiomycetes; Serinales; Debaryomycetaceae. The record is from RefSeq and is a predicted model, not a curated record.
AUGUUUCCCCAACAUCAGCCAAAUGACACUACAUUAGUGUCCUUCAAUAUCAGAUUCAAUGCACCUUGGAUUGCAAGAGUUGCUGGAGAAAAGGCAUGGCAUGUACGUAAAUAUGGUGUAUUAGAUGUUCUUCUGAGACUCCCACCAGAUGCUAUCGUUGGAAUUCAAGAAGCCAAGAUGGAUCCAUUAACUUCAAUAACUUUCCCCAACACCCAUUUUUCUUAUUUUGGUGUAGGUAGAGAUGAUGGAGUGGCCGCAGGCGAGUUUGCUCCAAUACUUUUCAAUCAAAGGUUUUGGCGAUUGGUUGAAGCUGACUAUAAAUGGCUUUCACAAACCCCAGAAAUACCAUCCAAAUUCCCUGGUACAGGUCAUAAACGUAUAGCUACUAUGUGCAAAUUAGAAAAUAUUCAUCUGGGUAAACAAGUUAUUGUGCUAAAUACUCAUUUGGAUCAUCAGGUAGCAAGCGCUCGGAAAUUUUCAGUUACAAUGCUUCAUGAAUGGAUGUCUCAACUACUGAAUCAAACACAACCUACAUCUACUGGUGAAAAACCUGAUUUAGUGCCAGUAUUUCUUAUGGGUGAUUUUAAUCUGAUAUCGGAAGACAUUGCGUACAAGAAGUUAACUUCAUCUGAAGAUAUAACUGAUCUUAAUGUCAACAAAAUUACAGAUCCAACUUAUGUGGGUUUCAACAGCAAGAGCCGGAAAUCGGUGAUUGAUUUUGUGUUUGCCCUUAACUUCAACAAGUCAAAAUGGAGAGAUUAUACUGUUUUGGAUAAUGUAUUCCAUAGAAUGACGAUAUCAGACCAUAGGCCCAUUGCCGUUUCAUUUGAGCUCUGA